Molecule: messenger RNA, 2196 nt
Organism: Rhagoletis zephyria (snowberry fruit fly)
Lineage: Eukaryota; Metazoa; Arthropoda; Insecta; Diptera; Tephritidae
Product: DENN domain-containing protein 1A-like
Biological process (GO): endocytic recycling; endocytosis
Cellular component (GO): intracellular membrane-bounded organelle; cytosol
Molecular function (GO): phosphatidylinositol phosphate binding; guanyl-nucleotide exchange factor activity
Source: RefSeq, a predicted model, not a curated record
CCAAAUGUUCUUUUUUCAGUGAUUCCGUGCAAUCCUAUUCCUUUGUACUCACAACAGAUGACUCAAAGUGGCGUUUUGGUUUCUGUCGUCACGACCCGAAGACAGAUACCGCAAUGGUAAUUAUCACAUACUUGCCAUGGCACGACACAUUUCUGCGAUUGUUGACGCUGCUGGCCGAACUGCGGCGUGGUGAUGCCAACACAACAACGAAUGUCGACAAUUCCCACAAUGACUUUCGCACAUUUCUCGCCGAAGCGUACAAUCGCGGUGUGCCUGAUCCGGGUGGACAUUUGAAAUUAUUCUAUAACGGCGGUCAAAAUUAUUUCGUGUUUGAGCGGCCGUUGCAAUUUCAGUUGCCCAGCAUACCCGAGAAUCACAAUUUAAAUUUGUAUUAUAAUUUUGUGGAUCCAAAGAAUAUGAUUGCAGUAUUUGCUGCGAUGCUGGCGGAGCGACGCAUCAUUUUCACAUCGCGACGCCUGGAUCGCUUGUCGUCGUGCAUACAAGCGGCGAAUGCGUUUCUCUAUCCCAUGGUGUGGCAACACAUCUUCAUACCAGUGCUGCCGAUGAAGCUGAAAGACUAUUUGAGUGCACCAAUGCCAUAUCUAAUUGGUGUGCCACAAACUGUGCUCGAAACGAUGACAACCGAUGAGCUCGGCGAAGUUGUGAUACUUAACUGUGAUACAAAAAUUUUCGAAAGCCCGUUCGAUGAUGUGGGCGAAAUGCCAGCCAAAAUUGUGUCACAAAUGAAGAAACAACUCAGUCAAUCGCAUGAGCAUAUCGGCGAUCGUGUUUCGAAAAUAUUUCUUGGCGUGUUGGUGCAACUGAUAAGCGGCUAUCGUGAUGCUGUGGAAUUCCGCGAAACAGGCAAAACAUUUAACCGUCAAAAAUUUAUCGAAUCUCGUCCCAAACAUUUGCAACCAUUUCUCGCAAAAAUGAUGGAUUUGCAAAUAUUUCAGCAAUUCAUUGAUGAACGCCUGCAAAUGCUCAACACUGGUCUGGGUUAUUCGGAUGAAUUUGAGCUAGAAACAGCACGUUAUGCGGAGAAAAUGAAGAAACGAACACACUACGAAUUUCUAAAUAAUGUUAAGGAGAAGGUGAGCAUUCGGAAAAUCAAAUUUAAUUUAGAUGAUUGCUAAAAAGUGUUGACUCUAGCGAUUUAUUUAUGCGCGCUUGCAAGUAGGAAUUUGAGUAUAAAAGAAAAAUUGAAAUAGUGUUGCUUGUUGCUUGGGGUGGUGGGGAACGCGAAAUUGAAAGUGCAAACAAAGAAUUGCAUACUACUAUUACUAUCAGCUACAUUAAACUUAGCAUAUAGCGUAUUGCUUUUUACAUACUCGAUAUUUUCCUAUUUUGUUAAAUUGUGCUUUUUUUGUACUUGAAAAAAUAUACCCCCUCAAAAUAAGGCCAUAUCGAAUUCGUACCGAUCUACCCUCAUGGGAAACAAGGAUGUAAUUUUAUUAUUAGAAGUAAUAUUUAUCAUGCAUAUUAGACUGUACCAGAAAAAAGUUCGCCGUACAACUUCUAAUCUAUUGAUGGUAGAGAAAGUGGUGAAAAUUAAAAAAAAUAUAUAUAUAUAAAUCAUGGCCGACGAAUUGUGCUACCGGUUUUACCUGUAAAUACUUGUAUCAUGACUAAUCGUAUCAUAAACCCCGACAUAUGAAUUUUUAUAAUUGGCCUCUAGUCUGCUAAGUCUUAAACUCUAGCCUUGGUAUUUUUUGGCCAAACAUAGGCAUCGCCUUUUUACAUUUUUCGCCAUAUAAUCGGUACUCGCGGUCGAUGUUUUUGUCUUCAGGAGGCAAUUGGCCGAACGUAGGGUCGCUUUUUUAAAUUUUCCAUAUCUUCGGCACUUACAGUCCGAUCUUAAAGUAUGAUAUAUCGAUGCUCUUAUCCCGAGGAGUAUAUUUUUUGCUCCAAAGUUCGUUGACCUCCGGCACUCCGUUCUAGUAUUUACCACUAGAUCUCAGUCCUUAUCACCCUAAAGUAACGUAAGAAAGUAUUUCGAUUAAUCCAGUACGGGAUCAAUACGAUAUGUCUAAAAAAAAAUUUUUAACUUAAAAUGACGAAAAAUAAAUACCAUGGCUACACCGAAUACAUAUUUGAUCGAAAUUCAAAAUUUCUAAAGCAUAACAAAGAUAUAAAAAGUCGAAAUUGGCAUAUCAGAAGUAAAACAAUGAGACUUGAAAUACAAUUUUUGUUUUA